AUGGAUCUUUCAACACCUCCUUCCCUCCGCUCAAACCCUAGACCCUCCUCCCAUCUCGCUCGGAGAAUCAACAACACUCUCGUCAAAACCAAUGGAGACUCUCCCAUCCCAUCUCUCGAUUUGGUCCUCUCCUCUCCCAAGAGCAACGAUACUCCUUACCCUUCUCCGGCUUCUCUCUACUCUCCGUCUUCCCCUGUUACACUCCGAGAGAUUCUUCUCUUGUCUCCUUCUCCUCUCCGGAAAUCGAGAACCCGUCUAGCGAAUCGGUUCGAAAUGGAAGCUGCGGAGGCUGUUGCGGCUGCGAGGCGGUGUAAGACGAAGGGAGGGCAGAGUUGUGCCUCGCCGAGGAAUUGCCGGAGAUCGAGACGGAGGUCGGAAGUGAUGGAGGAGCCGAAGGGUGUUGUUGUGUUGAACGAUGAGAAGGCUACGAAACAGAGGAAGUGUAAGAAGACUGGUCGGUCUAAGAAGGAGAAACAGAGUUUUGUUCCUUCGUUGCCUUCUCCUCCUUGUGUUUCUUCAGAUCUAAGUGAAGAUGUUUGUCAAGGUGAUUUGGAGCGGAUUAGAGAGAAUAUCAACGAUCUGAUCAUGUGGAGAGAUGUUGCAAAGUCGACUCUUUGGUUCGGUUUUGGGUGUUUGUGUUUCCUCUCUUCUUGCUUUGCUAGAGGGUUUAGCUUUAGUGUUUUCUCAGUGGUCUCUCAUGUUGGACUCUUGUUUCUUGGGGUAUCGUUUUUGUCACACACUCUUCGCCCAAGGGUAACUGAAGAAGCAGCCAAGAGAGAGGUUAAAGUGAGUGAAGAGGAUGUAUUACGAGUAGCUAAAAGAAUGCUUCCUAUCACCAAUUUGGCGAUUUCAAAGACUAGGGAGCUUUUCUCUGGCGAACCAGCAAUGACACUCAGAGUGGCACCCUUUGUUCUAAUAGGAGCGGAGUAUGGUUACCUCAUAACACUGUGGAGGCUAUGUGCUUUAGGUUUCUUCCUCAGCUUCACCGUUCCAAAGCUAUAUUCAUGUUAUGCUAAUCAGAUUAACCAAAAAGUUGAGAAUGCACAAAAGAGAUUAGUUGAAGCGUGGGGAAUCUGUACACACAAGAAGUUCGUGGCAGGCUCUAUGAUCACUGCCUUCUGGAACCUGACUAGUCUCAAGAUCCGUUUCUUCACAGUGUUCAUCAUUGUGGUAGUCAUCAGAUACAAAUGGCAGAACGUACAGUUAGACUCCGAAGAAGAUGAGGAAAAGCUUCAAGAACAAACUAACACGGAGCAACCGGAAGAGAAGUCACCAUCUCCUCCACCGUCUCCACCGCAGCAACCAAUAGAAGAAGAGCAAGCGUUAGUAGUAGUGGCUGCAGACACCGAAGCACCACCAAAGUAG
Messenger RNA from Eruca vesicaria subsp. sativa (arugula), 1365 nucleotides. Lineage: Eukaryota; Viridiplantae; Streptophyta; Magnoliopsida; Brassicales; Brassicaceae. The record is from the annotation of a GenBank genome assembly.